CUUUAACACCUAGCGUAAAUAUCAAUAGAUUUAAAGGUGUUUUACAGGUAGGCACCUAGACACUAUUAGAUUUUACAUAUGUUAAAAGGAGUGAGGUUCUGUUUAUUUUUGCUUAUGACAUUUAAGUGCAAGAAGGAUUUAAUUUCAAGUAUGAGAUUCAAGAAUUUUACUAUUUAAUGCUUGUUCAACUGAGGAGUUAAAGGAAUAUUAUCGAACUUGAUGUGAAUAUAUGAUUUUCAUCAAUGAUUAACGAUUCGAUGAAUGUUUUGUUCAAUGAAAAAGUGUUUUAUUAUAGAUAGAAACAAGCGACGUCUACAAACAUGGUUGGGCGGGUAUGUUUAACUAUCUACCUCAUAUGGGUUGUCACAGCCGUUUGGGCUGCCAACCCGGUGGUUAACCCCUUCACCCAACCCUACACCGUGGCCGAGGAUCCUCUAGCGGAAAAACAGCUGGUUCAAAUCUCGGCAACGGCUGAUGCAGGGGAGACGAUCGUGUCGUGUAGGGUCAAGUCAGCCAAUCCCGGGGGUCCUUUCUCUGUGAAGGAGGUCAACACGGGCGAGUUCUGGGUGGUUCGCGACACCACGGCGGCUCUAAGCUACGCCACGACCAAUUUUUAUUCCCUUCAGAUUGACUGCAGAGAUUCCAAGAACCAAAACAGUGCCGCCGUGGACCUGUUUGUUUACGUCACCCCCAACACGCCCCCCACCAUCACCAGCUACCCCACAGCCACGGCCACGCCCGUCGACGUCAACACUUUCAACUACGCCACCGACACUGUGUAUCAAGUGCUGGCCACGGACGCUGAGGGAGACACACUGACGUACUCACUGCUGUCACAACAGCCAAACUCCGGCCUCUUCAGCAUCAAUAGCGCAACAGGCAAGAUAACAGCGACAAGAGAUUUACACACGAUCACUACGUCAUCUUACCUGCUUACCGUACAGGUCGCUGACACCAGGAACACCAUAUCCGACUUUCACGUGGCCGUGACCCUAGACAACCUCAACACCGCCCCCAUGAUCGUCAACCUCCCCACCACCAUCACCAUCCCGGAAGAUGCCGGUGCUGGCACCACCCUCAUCAAGCUUGACGUCGUUGACGCCACGGCUUACCCCGGGCCGGUCAAACCCACCUGUACCUUCUCCCCCUCCACUGAGAGCUACAAGUUCACCCUCAACACCGACAACACCAUCACCCUCAGCGCCAGCAACCUCCUCAACUACGAAGUCCGCAACACCUACACCAUCACCUGCUCGGCCACCGACGGCUACUACAGCACCGACGGUAAAGACGUUUUAACCGUCAACAUCCAAAACGUCAACGAACCACCCGCCUUCAACAGCAACAACUACUACUGCACCAUCGCUGAGGGUCAAAUGCACGACCACUACUGCACUUUAUCCCUAACCAUCGUAGACCCAGAAGGCGACGCUCUAAAAAGCAUCGGAUUCCGUACUAGUGUUUCUCAAAGCGGAAACUUCUACUACGAUCCCACUUUAAAAAGAGUUUACUUCAAUGUUGAUUACGAUCUAGAAAAUUCGUUUCCUGAGAACCCUACAGAUCAAAUUCUUGAAGCCGUUGACAGCGGCGGCGCCACAGUCACAAGUACAGUACACAUCACAGUCACCGACACAAACGACAAUACAUGCGUGUUUGGUUCUAAUUUAAUCUACAAACAAAUCGACCAAUCCGCGGUCUUAGGUCAAAUUGACGCCUUUACUUUCACCGAUGCCGAUUUGACAUCGCCGAACAAAGAUGCGAAAAUCCAGAUCGUGUCUUCGACUCCGACAAAUUCCGGAGACUACAUGACGGUUCUCCCGACGGGGGAGGUUUACUACACCGCCUACAUCCCCUACGCCAACAGCGGAAGCUCCUACUCCAUGCUGGUCAAAUGCGUCGACGGCGGCACCCCCGCUCUCUCCGCCUUCGCCACGGUGAUCAUCUCCUACACCUACGUCCAGACCACCACCACCACAACCACAACCACAAGCACCGCAUCCACCACAACCACAGCAGCGCCGGUGAAGACGAUCUGGGACUACCCGUGGUUCGUCGCCGUGUUCUCUAUCUUCAUGGUGCUCAUAGCAGCCCUUCUCAUCAUUGGUCUCGCUUAUUUUAUCUACAAAUGCUGCUGUCAAAAACCGAGCCCCACGGAAAUCGAACCGCGAAGGAAAAUUUACCCUGACAGAUACGAUAAUCGAGGUAAUCAUAGUAGCCCAUUUGAUGAUGACGAUUACUUGAGAUCGUCGCGAUCCGAUUACCCGAGAUCGUGGAACAGCAACGAAGUCGUAACGCCAAGACAGAUACCAGCAUUAGAAUACAAGUAAUCGAUAACAAUUUGAAACGAUAUGUUAAAAAAUAAACCUACAGACAUCAGAGAUAAAUAUUUGCUCGCGAGUGCAUUAAGACCCCCGUACUAUAUAGACUUACAUUAUGGGUUAAUGAA
Molecule: messenger RNA, 2446 nt
Organism: Physella acuta
Lineage: Eukaryota; Metazoa; Mollusca; Gastropoda; Physidae
Product: protocadherin Fat 1
Biological process (GO): multicellular organism development; cell migration; homophilic cell-cell adhesion
Cellular component (GO): membrane; catenin complex
Molecular function (GO): cadherin binding; calcium ion binding; beta-catenin binding
Source: RefSeq, a predicted model, not a curated record